Molecule: messenger RNA, 2964 nt
Organism: Leptosomus discolor (cuckoo roller)
Lineage: Eukaryota; Metazoa; Chordata; Aves; Leptosomiformes; Leptosomidae
Source: RefSeq, a predicted model, not a curated record
AUGACUGUAAAAAAAACACCUCAUGGUUCUUGUGCAUCAGUGAGGCUCCAGAGCAGUGGAAAGAGUUCUGUGUUGGAAAGUCUUGUGGGGAGGGAUCUGCUCCCACGAGGUACUGGAGUUGUCACCCGGAGACCCCUUAUUCUGCAGCUGGUGCAUGUGUCCCCAGAGGAUGGUCGGAAAACAUCUGGAGAUGAAAAUGACCCUGCUACAUGGAAAAAUCCAAGACACCUUUCUAAAGAGAUAGAUGCUGAAGAGUGGGGUAAAUUUCUUCACACCAAAAAUAAGAUCUAUACAGACUUUGAUGAAAUUCGUCAGGAAAUUGAAAACGAAACAGAGAGGAUUUCAGGAAAUAAUAAGGGGAUCAGUCCUGAACCUAUUCAUCUUAAGAUUUUUUCAUCUAAUGUUGUAAAUCUGACUCUUGUGGAUUUACCUGGAAUGACAAAGGUGCCUGUUGGUGAUCAGCCUAAGGACAUUGAACUUCAAAUAAGGGAGCUAAUCCUUCAAUUCAUCAGCAACCCAAAUUCAAUUAUUCUGGCAGUCACAGCUGCUAACACAGACAUGGCCACUUCAGAAGCACUUAAAAUUGCACGGGAGGUGGAUCCAGAUGGUCGAAGAACCCUUGCUGUUAUCACAAAGCUGGAUCUCAUGGAUGCUGGCACUGAUGCUAUGGAUGUGCUCAUGGGAAGAGUGAUUCCAGUCAAACUUGGCAUCAUUGGAGUAGUGAACAGGAGUCAGUUGGAUAUUAACAAUAAGAAGAGUGUAGCUGAUUCCAUUCGUGAUGAGUAUGGCUUUCUUCAAAAGAAAUAUCCUUCCCUAGCCAAUCGAAACGGAACCAAGUACCUUGCUAGAACACUGAACAGACUACUGAUGCAUCAUAUCAGGGAUUGCUUGCCAGAACUGAAAACCAGAAUCAAUGUUUUAGCUGCUCAGUACCAGUCUCUACUAAACAGCUAUGGGGAACCUGUUGAGGACAAAAGUGCCACUUUAUUGCAGCUUAUUACCAAAUUUGCCACAGAAUAUUGUAACACUAUUGAAGGAACAGCAAAAUACAUAGAGACUUCGGAGCUCUGCGGUGGAGCCAGAAUCUGUUACAUUUUUCAUGAGACCUUUGGAAGAACUUUAGAAUCUGUUGACCCACUGGGUGGCCUUAACACAAUUGAUAUUCUGACUGCCAUUAGAAAUGCGACUGGUCCCCGUCCUGCCUUGUUUGUUCCUGAAGUUUCAUUUGAAUUGCUGGUAAAAAGGCAAAUCAAACGUUUAGAAGAACCUAGCCUGCGCUGUGUGGAGCUGGUUCAUGAAGAAAUGCAGAGGAUUAUCCAGCACUGUAGUAAUUACAGUACACAGGAAUUAUUGAGGUUUCCUAAAUUGCACGAUGCCAUAGUUGAAGUAGUAACCUGUCUUCUGCGUAGAAGGCUUCCUGUCACAAAUGAAAUGGUUCAUAAUCUAGUGGCCAUUGAGUUAGCUUAUAUCAAUACCAAACAUCCAGACUUUGCUGAUGCCUGUGGUUUAAUGAAUAACAACAUAGAGGAACAAAGGCGUAACAGGUUAGCCCGGGAAUUGCCUUCUGCUGUGCCACGAGACAAGUCUACUAAAGCUCCAGGUGCAUUGACACCUGCUUCCCAGGAGACUGUUACUGCUGCUUCUGCUGAGGCUGAUGGCAAGGCUGCUCCUGGAACAGGAGAUACGUCUCAGGAGCCUGGAACAGGCAACUGGAGAGGAAUGCUGAAACCUUCAAAAGCAGAGGAGGUAUCGGCAGAGGAAAAAUCCAAGCCAGCUGCAGCCCUGCCUGCUAGUCCUCAAAAGGGACAUGCUGUAAACCUAUUAGAUGUGCCUGUACCUGUUGCACGCAAACUUUCUGCCCGUGAGCAACGAGAUUGUGAAGUGAUUGAACGACUUAUUAAAUCUUACUUCCUUAUUGUCAGGAAGAACAUUCAGGACAGUGUGCCAAAGGCAGUGAUGCAUUUUCUGGUGAACCACGUGAAAGACACUCUUCAGAGUGAGCUGGUAGGCCAGCUGUAUAAAUCCUUGUUGUUGGAUGACCUUCUGACGGAAUCUGAGGACAUGGCACAGCGCAGAAAAGAGGCAGCUGACAUGCUAAAGGCCCUGCAGCGAGCCAGUCAGAUCAUUGCAGAGAUUCGUGAGACACAUCUCUGGUGAAGACUGUACCAGCCACACUAUUUAUAUGCAUUGGAGGUUACAUUGACUUGAAAAUUGCUAGGCAUGGUAUACGGAAUAGAAUUUUUAUUUAUGAACUCUUUUAUCUGUGUACUGCAACUGUGUAAAUCUGCUCAUGUAAAGACAGUUGGUUUGAUUUGCAAACAGACAAAUAUGCUGUAUUUUGCAAAAUAAGUCGUAUUUAAUCCACAUAAUAAAUGGCUCUAAAUGUUUCCUUACCAGCUUUCUGGUGCACAUUAAAGCAGACCAAGUCUACUGUCUCAGUGACAGUCUCAUUUGAACUUGGGGAAAAAACCAUUAAAGUUCCAGUGCCUGACUUGCUAAACAGGUUGCCUGUGGUUGAGAUGGACGGUGUAGUCUUGUGGCAUAGUUUUAAGCUGCUUUUACAAUAGAAGUUUAAAUACUGUGAAGAGAAGAGAGCACCGAGUAUUUUCUUUCAUCAGUAUAUUGCAUGCACUAUGACAGAUGGAGGUAUCAAUUUUAUAGCACAGUAGAGAUGUCUACCGUAUUACUAUGUAUGUGUGUCGCCAUUUUUUCCCCCUAAUGUUAAAACUGCAGACAAAACCUUGAUACUCCAUCAAAUGAAGUUCAUGUAGGAGGAAUGAGCCUGGAGCUUGGGAAUAACAACAGCCUACUAAAAAGUGGGUGCAAAGUUACUCAUGUGCACUGGAGCUUGUGUAUAAAUGUUGGGGAUUAUAAUCAGGUACAAGAACAUCUUCCCCUUCCUCCCCCCUGGGACCAAGCCCCUGGACCAUCCGAUAGUAAAGUUAUUCUGACAGAACUGAAAAA